Eufriesea mexicana is the source of this 3987-nucleotide messenger RNA. It is a transcript of the gene 14-3-3zeta, whose product is annotated as tyrosine 3-monooxygenase/tryptophan 5-monooxygenase activation protein zeta. NCBI's taxonomy places the organism in Eukaryota, Metazoa, Arthropoda, Insecta, Hymenoptera, Apidae. The record is from RefSeq and is a predicted model, not a curated record. The coding region runs from base 267 to 1010 and encodes 247 amino acids. The transcript has 5 exons.
GUUGCCGGCUCAGUCACUGUGCGGGAGUGGUCACUGAGGGAUGUGUGGUACCGUAACUGAGUGUGACUGAGGAAAAAGACCCGGCGUAGUUUCUCCGCGUAAUACGUUCUCGCUCUUUACCCCCCCGAACAGAAAAGAACUAGCAGUACCGAGAGUCUAGUCAGUUUUCGGCCCCCCUCCCGAUUUUACGCGAAACUACGAAAUACGCUGAUCGUGUAUUUAUUUAAGUAUUUAUUGUACAAAAGACUUUAACUAUAGCCAAUACAAUGUCCGUGGACAAGGAGGAAUUGGUACAACGUGCAAAGCUCGCCGAACAGGCAGAGAGGUACGAUGAUAUGGCAGCCGCGAUGAAGUCAGUCACCGAAACUGGAGUCGAGUUAUCGAACGAAGAAAGGAACUUAUUGUCGGUAGCGUACAAGAAUGUUGUCGGUGCAAGACGUAGCUCGUGGCGAGUCAUCUCCUCCAUUGAGCAGAAAACCGAAGGUUCCGAGCGCAAACAACAAAUGGCUAAGGAAUACCGGGAAAAGGUUGAGAAGGAAUUACGUGAAAUCUGUUAUGAUGUAUUGGGACUCCUUGAUAAGUACCUGAUCCCCAAGGCUAGUAGUGCCGAGAGUAAAGUAUUCUACCUCAAGAUGAAGGGCGACUACUACAGGUAUCUCGCAGAAGUCGCUACCGGAGAAACUAGAAAUGCCGUGGUAGACGACAGCCAGAAGGCAUACCAGGAUGCGUUCGAAAUCAGCAAAGCAAAGAUGCAGCCUACCCACCCGAUCAGGCUAGGUCUUGCCCUCAACUUCUCCGUUUUCUAUUACGAGAUCCUCACCUCUCCAGACAAGGCCUGCCAGUUGGCUAAACAGGCGUUCGACGAUGCGAUCGCAGAGUUGGACACACUUAACGAAGACAGCUACAAAGAUUCCACGCUAAUUAUGCAGCUUUUGCGCGACAACCUCACUCUUUGGACCAGUGACACACAGGGUGACGCGGACGAAGCACAGGAGAGUGGAGAUAACUAACCUUCCUAAGCUUAAGUCCUUUCUAACCUAAUAAGAACAUCCUAUUCUCUAUCGUCCCCCCGUCCCUUGAAGUGCUCACCCAUCCAUCCAUCCGAGAUCGAUUUAUCCAUUCGCCUGUCCUUUCGUCCCUCGCGUACCUCGUUUCCUUCUUCCUUUUUUUUUCCACCCACCUCUCUUCUUCUCUAUCACUUCUUUCCUCUUUCUCAUUCCGUUUACCAAUCUCUAUCGUUCUGUCUAUUUUAAAUUGCUCCUUAUUCUUCCGUUUUAUUAUUCUAUCUCAUCCUCUAUUCAGGUUUCCUUCCUCCCUUCCUACCUUUCUUCCUUCCACACUCAUAAAAACAUCACCGCCUUUUUUCCGAAUCCUUAUUUCCUUGAUCUCCUUCUUGAAAGUCGUCGUGACCUCUUUGUUCCAAUGUGCGACCGUAUAUUGCUGCCAACGCCACCGCCACAGCUGUUAAGCCCGGUUCGAAAGCUUGAACACGAGAAAAUCUAGUUCUCGACCGAAUCCUUUCCUGAAGGAUCGAUUCGCGUACUGGUCGCUGAGUAUAAUUGCUAUUUGCUACUCGCGGGAAAUUUAAAAUUCGAAUGUUUGACUUUAAAACAAGAGUGUCAGCCUUCGACAGGAGGGGAACAGAGAGAGAAAGGGGGGCAAAGAGAAAUGAAGAAAAAGUAACAAAAGCGAAACAAAAAAUUAGUGAAUUUAUGCAAAAUUAACGUAGAAUGUUAUGUUGCUGCGCCAUAUAUGACCCUUAAAGAAAGGAAGCGGUCGAGUCGUGAGAAUUACUCGGUCUCUGGCAACAAGUUUAUCCGAGGGAAUCGUAUCGACUCGUAUUUGUGUGGAAGAACAGGAAGGAGCAAAUUGUGGAUGAACAGAGGAAAGGACAGGAUAAAAUUUCGCAGACCAUGUCGCGUCGUGCAACGUUGAUGAGGAAGAGAUAGCAUAGAUGAGUAUAAUAGAGAACAAAAAUGUUCUUUGAUUAUAUAUGUGUGCUAUAAAAAAAAAAAUGAGAGAGAGAAAGAGAGGGAGAGAGCGCUGCUGGUAGACGAUUGAACGUAAAUGAUGCUAUUGACACCACGACCAACUGAAGAAAAGCGUUGAAUAAACUAGUCUUUGAGGGGUGUGUAGAAACAAAAAAAUAGUUGAUUUCAUUGUUAAGACGAGACAUGGGAUGCGAAAAACGACCACGAAACACUGUUACUACUCCCAGAUCUGCUGUUCACUAUUUACCAUCUAAAGUAUCGCUAAACAAAACAGAGAUUCGAGAAGAAAGGAAGUCAAAGGAAAAAAGCACGCAUGAAUCUAAUUACAUUAUAUCCAGUUGUCAUUAAAUUAAAUUUCACAUUGUCUAGCAAGUACGAUAUUAUUAUACGAAGGGAAGAACGCAGGAGGAGAAAGGAGAGUAAAAAUACAUUAAGUUAUUAAGUUCCAACACAACAUCAGUGGUGACUUAAUUUUUACAUUUAAUACUUUUUACAUAUUGCACGUUACUAGUAUUUAACAAACUCUGCACGUACACACGUGCGUACAAGCACACGAUCCUACAUUUUGUGUGCAUAUCCGUUUCCUUCUUUCCAUUGUAUUCUUCGUGUGUGUUUGCGUCCACGCGCGCGUGUGUGCGUAUGUAUCUGAUUUAUAUUUGAAUUGUUCAAAACGACUGGAAAGUAUUACUCGUUUUUUUGUUUUUAUAUAUUUAUUUCAAAAUUUGAAUUUGUGCUGUUAUCGUAGUUGCUGUAUCAUCGAGGUGAGUGAAGCACACAACUCCAAAAAUACAAUUUUAUUCAUCGUAUGCCAUGACCGUCCGUUGCUAGCGCGCAAAUGUCUAAGAAGGAAGGAAAUAUCUAGUUUUGGUUUUUAAAACGGCCAAUCGAUACGCGACGAUUUUUUAAGAUAUUUCUUUCUAGAUUUCUGAUGUCCUGAAUUUUCGCUCGUUCUUACAAGCUCUAAUUCUAUCGCUCUGUAUCUUUUUCUCCUCUUUGUGUCUCUCUUGUUCUCGUUAUCCACUCUCCUUCGUUUCGCCUUUCCUCUCCUCUCUUCUAUCUUUCUUUCUUCCCCUAUCUCCCGUAUAUAUGUUAUAAUAUAUAUAUGCAUAUAUUAUACACAAGAAUAUGUAUACAACAGAUAUUUACCAGGCACUUGCUCACUAAUGUCGCGAUAAAAGAAAGGAAAAGAAGAAAACGAGAACAAAUUAUGUACGCGUAUAAAAAAUUAUAUUGUUCCGAUAUUCCCCUUGACAUACAUACGCACGUAUGCAUGCAUCUAUACGUUUGUAUAUAUGUAUGUGCGUGAGUGUAUGCGUGUAUAUAUAUUAUAUAUAUAUAUAUGAUAUUCAUUUUUGUAGGCAUGAUCGAUCUCGUGAAAAUUGUCGAUAGAGUUCGAGGAUAAUUCGUUACAUCCCGCAAUUUUGCAAAUUUAUAUAAUAACUUUUCAAAAUGUCUUCUAAGCAGAGCAUUAUUUAUGAAUUCGGUUCACAAGAAGAACGUGCAGUUCUCAGAUAUAUAUAUAUAAUUUUUUUUCUUUUUUUUUCCUCCGAGGGAUUGAGGCUCCGUUAUAAAUCUUGAUCGAUCACGUAUACCACCACCACAAAUUCAAAGCGGUUUCUUUCUGGUGUCUCGGGGUGACGGAUUCUAGAGGCAGAUCAAAGACGUAUAACGGUCUAUGAUCGGCUCCACCGAAACCUCGGUAGAAGGGACGUACGUUGCCAUUUUAAAAAUGGGAAAAAGUUAAACGAUAAAUUAAAAUCGAUGCGUCCAAAUGCAACGGAUACGUUCGGUCCAGGGGCGGAUUAAUAUGUAUAUAUGUAUGAAUCAAGUGCUUCUAAUUAUUUGAGAAUUACGACAAGUCCUUUUUGUAUUUUACUUAAAUUCUAAGUAACGAUUCCUAAUUUUCAGCGAUCAAAUAAACGUAAUUCCAUUUGUUUCUAUGUUAAAACCUAUCAUUCUUUUUUACAAUAUUAAAAAUAAAUAAACGUUAAAUAUU